Megachile rotundata (alfalfa leafcutting bee) is the source of this 3660-nucleotide messenger RNA. It is a transcript of the gene ClpX, whose product is annotated as Caseinolytic protease chaperone subunit. The record is from RefSeq and is a predicted model, not a curated record. Gene Ontology annotation, cellular component: mitochondrial matrix. Gene Ontology annotation, molecular function: zinc ion binding; protein dimerization activity; ATP binding. Lineage: Eukaryota; Metazoa; Arthropoda; Insecta; Hymenoptera; Megachilidae.
ACACAUGUUCAAACAUCUAUUACUACGCACGUAUAGUACAUCUACGUGUAUAUGCUCGCGACAACGUAUAUGCGCAUCCAUAUAUUAAGCGCCCUCGAGUGACCGCACGCGUUCAGACGUACCGACGUUUUGUUAUUUUCUACAAACGUCACUACGUCUGAAUAGUGUACGGUCGCGUAAAAAACAUUAACAAACAUUGAUUUGAAAUUUUAUCGCUAAAUAAAUGGAUAAAGUUUGUUUACGAGUGAGAACAAAGUAACCGAAUUAAUGGAUCGUGAUCGUGACGUUUAUAUUAUUAAAAAGACAUUCGGCCAUUAGUGGAUCAGUGUUUCGUGACCGUGACUGACUUCACGUAUACGUAUACACAUAUAUCCGCCACGUAUGUAAGUACGUGUUUACAAGAACCUAUCAUAUGCCUCCAAUUCUCUCAAUAUUUUUAGAUAUUUCAUUGAUAUGGAAAUUAUUUCCUCUCUACUUGAACAUCGGUUAUUAUCGACCAAAUUUUAAACAAGCAGGAACGUUAUUGCACGUUAUUUAAAUAUUUCGGAGGGAAUUCGUUCAAUGUCCUUGAACCAUGCUUCGAACGAUUGUUGUACCUUAUAAUGCGAUGUGUCAAAUAGUCGUUUCUUUAAAUUAAUUUGUUUCUCUGAUUCGUUCCUGAUAACCAACCCGUAUUGGAUUUUUUGGAUCGUUAGAUUUCUUACAUAUUUCGUGACAAAAAUGAAUAAAUUAUGAGUAACGAGGAACAGUUUAUACGUUCGUAUUAAUUUGCAAGAUCGUGCCUAGAGGAGUACUAACAAUUAUCGUCGAAUACUUUCUUACGCAUUUUUCUUCUUCGUAUAAAUUAAAAGAUGAGCUGUGUCCGUUGCUGUUUAAUCAGCGCUGGUCGUAUAGCGUCUGGGACGCAUGUAGCCAACCAUGUUCACAAAAUUGUAAGAGUGGCUAUCACUAGAUCGUUGACGAUCAGUGGUACUUUGGGAAAAGCACCCACGGAACCUACUCCGCCUGGUAAAGAUAGUAGUAGCGGAGUAUCUUCUGUUGGUAGUAACGGAGGGAAGAAGAAUACGCUUACGUGUCCGAAAUGUGGUGAUCCUUGUACGCACGUAGAAACUUUUGUGUCAUCAACGAGAUUCGUGAAAUGUGAAAAAUGCCAUCACUUUUUCGUUGUUCUAUCGGAGGUAGAUUCGAAAAGAAGUCUUAAGGAAGCCUUAAGAACAGACGACACGAAACAAGGAUUUUACAGAAAACCACCACCACCGCCAAAGAAGAUUUUUGAGUACCUAAACAAACAUGUUAUAGGACAAGAGCAUGCUAAAAAAGUUUUGAGCGUUGCUGUUUAUAAUCACUACAAACGAAUCUAUAAUAAUUUUCCAGUGCAGAAUUCGAUGCCAGGUUCCAUUAACACUACUGGUACACAAGAUCUGAAUCAUCCCUUCACUCAUAGAGGUCUUAAGCCACAUUUAUUGCAUAUUUCAACCGUUGGAAAUUCGCUUGGUGUUGGUUUCCAACAGUUUCCAACAGGAAACGAACAUAAAUCGACUGAUAAUCAGUCGACCUCUGGAUCAGAUAUUUUAGACAGUAAGCAACACCAGUUGAAAUUAGAGAAAAGCAAUAUUCUACUACUUGGCCCAACUGGUAGUGGAAAAACGUUACUCGCUCAGACGAUAGCUCAGUGUUUGGACGUACCUUUUGCUAUUUGUGAUUGCACAACACUGACACAGGCGGGAUAUGUUGGCGAAGAUAUAGAAAGCGUUAUCGCGAAGCUACUACAAGAUGCCAAUUACGUGGUCGAUAGGGCACAAAUGGGAAUCGUAUUCUUAGACGAAGUGGAUAAAAUCGGUGCCGUUCCUGGUAUACAUCAAUUACGAGACGUUGGCGGAGAAGGUGUUCAACAAGGAAUGUUGAAAAUGUUGGAGGGUACAAUCGUAAACGUACCCGAAAGAAAUAGCUCGAGAAAAUUGCGUGGAGACACGUUACAAGUUGAUACUACAAAUAUUUUAUUUGUUGCUUCCGGUGCUUACAAUGGAUUAGAUAGACUGAUUUCACGUCGUAAAACCGAAAAAUACCUUGGAUUUGGUGCUACGCCCUUUAAGGAGAGUCCUGGCAGAAGAGCUGCAAAUUUAGCCGAUGUUGCAAACAUGUCACCUUCUACAGAAAAAGAUAACAAAGAGAAAGAUCUAUUGUUACAACAAGUGGAAGCCAGAGAUUUAAUCGAUUUUGGUAUGAUUCCCGAAUUUGUUGGCAGAUUUCCUGUUCUUGUACCUUUUCACACUCUGGAUAGGGAUAUGCUGGUCAGAAUAUUGACGGAGCCUCAAAAUGCUAUGGUGCCCCAAUAUCAAAUGUUGUUUUCAAUGGACAAAGUAGAACUGACAUUCACCGCGGAUGCGUUAAAUGCUAUAGCGUCAUUAGCGAUGGAAAAAAAGACGGGCGCAAGAGGACUUCGUGCUAUUAUGGAAGCAUUGCUUUUAGAACCUAUGUUCGAAGUACCAGGUAGCGACGUAAUGUCUGUUCAUGUAACAGAAGGUUGUGUACGAGGACAAGAAAAACCGCAAUAUGUUAAAAGGCGCGAUGUCCCUGAGGACGAAUUACAAGCUCAACAUAUACAAAAUUAACAAAUACUUCAUACAAAAGACACACCCCACGUUUGACCGAUUUUCCUCGAAAAAAUGAUACAAUUGUAAACAAUUACUUCUUAAUUCUGAAAUUUCUUUUCUUAUUAAACAAUUAAAAUUAUAGUACAAGUUACAUCGAUACGAAAACGGGUCGAUGCAGACGAAAUUUCGAGGAUAUUAUACCGGUUUCAUAAAAGUAUGUAUAUGUGUAUAUAAAUCGAGUCAAUCAGUGGUUCUUUAUUAUACGGAGUGGACCAAUAUACGGAAUAGGAUUUAUGUCGAUAACUUUUUCAUUAAUUAACUAAUUUCAACUAAUAAGCAAUGUGUGCUUAAUGUGUGAAGAUUUUUUUGACUCUCGUUGCCUUACAAAGUAAGGCUCUUUCGAUUUCAUUGUAUAUAACCUUAAUUAAUAUUAAAGGUACUAACGUUCGAAUUUUUGCGAGAAUGAUUCUUCUUAAGCUAUUCGACUGUACACUAUUUAUUCAUGUAUUUCCACAGAAUGUAUUGUUGUGGGAAAGAAGUUCGAAGAAAGAAAUCCUAGUUUUACUUGCUACUUCCUUCGCUAAAUUUAUCUGAACGACUCUCCCACGACUCAGUUAUAGUAUACAUAUAUGUAUAUAUACUUGCAAUGAAAACGUGCACUACAAGUUUACUAACAAAAAAGUUAUUUACUUGUAAAAUUUUAUUCUGCCCAUUGGUCCACUUUGUACAUACGUGUAUAUACAAUAUACACACACUUAUAUAUAUGUAUGUGUGUGUAUAUAUAUAUAUAAGUACGCGAGCAUCGCGUAAACACACACACACACGAUCGAAUAAAUAAAUUUAUCCAAAUUUCACUUAUUAAACAAAGUGAACAAAAAUCUAAUUGCAGAUAGAAUAUACAGUUGUGUAGAUUGUAAAUAUUUUGACCGCAUAUACGGAUAUAUAAAUAUUUCUGUCUUUCACGAGUCUAAUAUUUGUUCGUAUAUUUUGUGCGUUACUGCAUUGUAACAGAUAACGAAAAACAAAAAGCGACAAACAAAUAAACAAAAUCAGUCGUGUUUAUCAA